Molecule: messenger RNA, 860 nt
Organism: Williopsis jadinii
Lineage: Eukaryota; Fungi; Ascomycota; Saccharomycetes; Phaffomycetales; Wickerhamomycetaceae
Gene: PRE8
Product: proteasome core particle subunit alpha 2
Exons: 1
Coding region: 28-780 (250 amino acids)
Biological process (GO): ubiquitin-dependent protein catabolic process
Cellular component (GO): proteasome core complex; proteasome core complex, alpha-subunit complex
Source: RefSeq, a predicted model, not a curated record
GAAACCAUCAAACAUUAGAAACAAACAAUGGCUGAUAGAUACUCCUUCUCCUUAACAACAUUCUCACCAAGUGGUAAACUUGUGCAGAUCGAAUAUGCUCUCAAUGCGGUGAAACAAGGUGUCACCUCCUUGGGUAUCAAGGCGACCAACGGUAUAGUGUUGGCCACUGAGAAGAAGGCGAAUUCUACUCUACUCAACAAGGACUCGCUGUCCAAGAUCUCUCUUAUAACUCCAGACAUUGGUGCUGUCUAUUCAGGAAUGGGCCCAGACUUCCGUGUUCUGGUGGAUAAGGCAAGAAAAGUCUCUCAUACAAAUUACAAGAGAAUCUACAACGAGUACCCACCAACAAAGAUCUUGGUCAGUGAGAUUGCUAAAGUUAUGCAGGAGUCCACGCAAUCAGGUGGUGUUAGACCUUUUGGUGUCUCGUUAUUGGUUGCAGGUUAUGACGAUCAUAACAAAUUUGGUCUAUACCAAGUUGACCCUUCAGGCUCGUACUUCCCUUGGAAGGCUACGGCUAUUGGAAAGGGCUCUGUUGCUGCAAAGACCUUCUUGGAGAAGAGAUGGAACGAAGAAUUGGAGCUGGAAGAUGCGAUUCAUAUUGCGCUACUGACUUUGAAGGAGUCUAUCGAAGGUGAUAUGAACGGUGACACUGUGGAAAUCGCCGUCAUUGGUGAACCAAACGAUUCCCUGUUAGGGUUCCAAGGAGUCAAAGACCAAGUUGGACCAAGAUUUAGAAAACUUACGCCACAGGAGAUUAACGAUAGAUUAGAUAGUUUAUGAAGAAGAAUAACCACCCACUCUCCUUUUCAUUUCUUUCUAUUUGAAAGGUGCUUUUAAUGGAUCUAUAACAACACCACGCU